This is a messenger RNA of Adineta ricciae, 1998 nucleotides long. The record is from the annotation of a GenBank genome assembly. Lineage: Eukaryota; Metazoa; Rotifera; Eurotatoria; Adinetida; Adinetidae.
AUGGUUGAACAAUUGAAAUUUAUUGUUGAACAAUUAAAACGACCGCCAUUCAAUCGGAAAGAUUAUAAUAUUCUUACGUUUGAUAAUUUAACAAAUAAUCAAUUGUUGCAAGUUUUAACUGAUGUAUUCGCAGUUAUUGAUCCGAAGGAACAGGCGCAUAAAAUCGAUAUUCGUGAUGAAGAACCAGAUAAAACUGCAACUCGGCACAUGAAUACAUUGAAGAUGCUCGGCUAUCGGCCGAAAUUAGACACUGACGUAAACACCUUUCGACAGAAUUUAGUCAGUGGUGAUAAAAGCGUUGUUUUUCCAAUUUUACAAUGGUUACUCGAAAAAGUUCCUGAGCACAAAGAACGUGCUUAUCUCGGUCGAUAUUUAUCUCGAACGGAGGUCCCGACCGAGUUUUUAAGCGAUCCAGAAAUCGCUGAGCAAUACGAACGAUGUGACGAAUUGAUGGAAGAAUUCAAGGAAAUUCAUCACGCAUAUAAAGAAACCACGUCAACUCCGCAUACGAUCGAAGAUCUUCGACGUGACAUAAAACAACUUGAGGAUGAAAAGGAAACGUUACAAAAACGUCUGGAAAAACAAAAACCACGUGUUCAAAAAGUUCCCGCUGCACAAAUUGAACUUGCGAAAAAUUAUCGACAGGAAGUGGAAAAAGAAGCGAAAUUAAACACGAUGAAACAGGAUUUACAAAAUGCAAUCAACCAAUUAGAACAAAAGAUCCAACGUCUCGAACGACAAAUCGCUGAUCAACGUUCGUCAUCAUAUGAUCAAUCACCAGAAGCGAUUAUGAAACGAAUGGAAGAAGAAAAUCAAGUAAAUAGUUAUCUCGUAACCGAGAAAUUUCCUAAACAACUAAGUCAAAUGAAAACGAAAUUGAAAUAUUACGAAGAAGUAACAAGCAACAAAGCAUUAGGACAAACAGAACUUACAAGUUAUCGAGCAAAAAUUAGUGAAUUAAACUCGGCGAUCAAUAAACUUCAUGAGAAACGUGUUUUAAUCAAAGAUCCAACGGCAGAUAACUUAGCUGUUUUCCGUCAACAAGCAUUGAUCGUUGCGCGACGAAAAGAACAAGCUGCUGAACGCCUCACUCAACUACGCGCAGAAAAUGACGUACUCGAAAAGCAAUCCGGAAGAGGUGCAUCUAUCAAUGGUGGUGGUGGUGGUGGUGUAUCAUCUCUAAUGAAACAAGCAGGACAUAUACCGCAAGGAGAAGAAUUUCAACGAUAUGUGAAUAUGUUACGAAGCAAAGGUAAUGCGUAUAAACGAAAACGUCAGGAAUUGAAUGAUAUGACAGCGGAAAUACAAUUGCUGAAAAGAACGGAAGAACUUCUCAAGGAACAAGUUGAACAAAUCAAAAGUCGAAUGUCUAUGGAAGAACGUAAACAAGGUAUUGAAGGAUAUUUUUCCACUCAAGAACGUUUGGAACAGUUAUCAACAAUGAAAAUGGAACAAGAUGAACUAAAAGGCAAAUCACUCGAUGAAAUUACAAAUUUAAUCAAAACAUUAAACACACGAAUAUCAUCGAAGAAAGCAGAACUUGAUCCAAUUCUCAAAGAAGUUAAACCAUUACGUGCAAAAGUUCAAGAAUUGCGUAGUGAAUAUGAAGCGAAGAAGACUAAAUAUGAUGCAUUGAAUGCAAAUUUCGAAAGUAGUCGAUCAACAUUAGAAUCCGAAGUUCGAGGUUUUUAUGACGAACAAUACGCGCAGGAAUCUCGUUUUCAUACAUUACGUGCCCAAAUGUUAAUUCAUGCUGUACAAUUAAAACGAGCCAAUGAUGAACAAAGUUCAUAUAUGUCCAAAGACAAAGCAACAAAAUCAACAAGAGAGUUACUUAAUAAACAAAUUAGUGAUUAUGAAGUUCGUAUCAAAGCUAAUCGUGAUCGACAAAAAGCUACGAAAGAUGUACACAUUGAUGGUACGAAACAAAUGAAAUAUUGGCGUGAUCUUUUACGUAUGAUGGAAUUGAAACAAAAAUUAGCUACGGGAGAUUCAUAA